Ustilago hordei is the source of this 2328-nucleotide messenger RNA. RefSeq lists its product as uncharacterized. Gene Ontology annotation, molecular function: phosphatase activity. The transcript has a single exon. The coding region runs from base 1 to 2328 and encodes 775 amino acids. Lineage: Eukaryota; Fungi; Basidiomycota; Ustilaginomycetes; Ustilaginales; Ustilaginaceae. The record is from RefSeq and is a predicted model, not a curated record.
AUGUCCCUCAAACCUCUCACUCCACCGCUCCGCUUCUCUACGGUGGCAUUCUCCUGUGUCGACGAUCCGUCCAACACGGAAGAUGACCCUCGUUUACACUCACAUCAUCGCGAAUCCGUCUACCGCGGAGCAUACCCAAAAACUCGCAAUCUAUACUUUCUCUCGCGGCUGCAUCUUCGCACCGUCCUCAGUCUCACGCCAAGACCUCUCGACAACGAUGCGGCUCUUCUUGCGUGGUCCUCGCAGAGCGGUCCAUCCUCUUUAUUGUCUACAUCAACGACACCUGUAGCAGAAAGGGCAGCUCAGAUGGGCAUCAAGCUGCUUCACGUGCGAUCUGAAAAGCCAAAGGACGAAAGCGGUGGUCUCACUCGCGAAGGAGCAGCGAGAGCGCUUUCCAUCUUGCUCGACCGUCGCAAUCACCCCAUCUACGUGCACUGUCUGGAUGGCGUCGAAGUGACCAGCACGCUGGUGGCUUGCAUGCGCAAGGUGCAGGCAUGGUCGAAUCCGGCAAUUCUGGCAGAGCUGGGGAGAGCUUUGCGGGACUCCAACUCUUCUGAAUGGACAGAAGUGCCGUCGCACUUGUCGUCAUUCCUCAACAAGUUCGCUCAACCUGAUGGCAUUCGUCUGCCUCCACGUAAUCAUAUUCCAUCUUGGCUGUGGCCUGCUCCGAAUCCGCUUUCAAUUCUGGCUAAUCCAUACGCUUGGGCAGUGACCUCACACAUUCAUAACCUUGCCAAUGGAAACAAUCAGAAUGGGGCGGGUUCGAGCAGCAACUCUAUCGUCGAAGGUUCCAUGUCGAGGAACACCUCACUGCCUCCUUCGUCUGAACAGAACGACAAUAUUGCUCUACCACCGAGAGUCUCUCCGCAACCAUCUAUACAUCCCCACUUGCAUCGCAAUCGACAACUUCCAAUCCACCAUCCAACCCUAAAGCUGCACUUCGAGAUUGACCCAGACCUUCCGCCCGGGCCCAGCCCUCCACUAGCAUCAACUUCAAGCUUGGCAGCUUCAACCUCGUUACAACGGCCAAUGACCCCCUCCCGGUCACUCCAUCUCCACUCCCGUACGUCAUCGCAUAACAGCAAUGCCAGUCUACGCACGCCUCCACACUCACGGCCUACAAGCCGAGCAGGCCGACCUUCUACCGGCAGCGCCCAUCCACUAGCCAGCAGAUCGGCUUUACUAGCUCCAGACGAAGACAGAGUAGCUUCGAAUGUUGCAAGAAGGGCCACCAGCGUUGCGAAAGACAGCACGACCUCUUCACUCAUCAGCCCAAGCCCCGCUUCCGCGGCUCUAAGAGCACCUGCAAGCGUCGUACCUUCAGUCGCUGCAUUCCUCGAAGACCAAGUACAAGACCAGGACGCAGCUAGCUCUUCAUCCGACUUCGCUAGUCAAGGUGCGACUGAGUCCCCAACUCGACGUACUCGAUCCAAUCUCGGCCUCAUAAACAGUAUUGACUUGUCUCCUCGAGGAGACUCGCCAUUCAGCCCAGAUCAAGUCAGGUUCAUAACAGACAAAGCUCUGUCCAGCCGCACUGGCAAUGUAGCAGACGUUGAUGAAAUUGACGUGAGCACUCCUCGUGCUCGCCCCACCACCCAUAACAACUUCAAUAUCGGAAUCGCAGGCACCAUCUUUCACCAUGAUGACGAUAUCACCGAUCAUGAAGGUCAUUCGUCCAUUAACUAUAAGGCGGCUUCUAUAAGGUCGAGUGGCUUAUUCAGCAGAGGUGAUACAAGUAGUGCUAGAAUGGCCGUGCCGUUGGAGAAGCGGAGGAUGCAGCUGGCGCUGGAUGAAGCCGACGGAGAACAGACGCCGACAAAGGCAAACGCUUUGGCUAGGAAACAGACUCUUCAAACCAACGAACAGGGUCUGACAGCAGAUCUCUCAACUCAGGCUUGGAUCGUACGAGAUAAACAAGACAAGGAGGAGUCCGAGACACGAGCUGCACAAGCUGAAGUGCAGACACUUCCGGAAAAGGCCGGCGGUACAGCUGAAGCAGUUUUCGCUAAGGACCGAUACACGGAACAGGUGACGGACGAACCAGAAGAGACUGACUCUGUUGGCCAAGUUGAAGAGAGAUCUGACGGAGACCAGGCUGAGAACGCAGAUGAACAAGCUGAAGCAGAAGAAGACGAAGGGGGAGUGAGACAAGCUGACGAAGAGGACGAAGACGAGGAAGAAGAAGACGAGGAGGAAGAAGACGAGGAAGAAGAGGACGACGACGAGGAUGAAGAAGAAGAGGACGACGACGAGGAUGAAGAAGAAGAGGACGACGACGAGGAUGAAGACGAUCUCGCGCUGGAAGCGUUGGAUUUGGAAGGCUAUUGA